CGCCCUCAGUGAGCGCUGCUACCCCACACCCUGGGCUUUGCCGACUCUCUGAGUUGCCGGAAGCGGAAGUUGCUAAGGGGAGGGGGAAGUUGUCGGGAAAGUGUCGGGUUGACUUCCAGCUCCUUGAGUUCGCGUCUUGGUUGCCAGAGCAGACUCCCGUCAUGGGCAACACGAGCAGUGAGCGCUCCGGGCUGGAGCGGCACGGUGGCCAUAAGACGCCCCGGAGGGACAGCUCAGGGGGCACCAAGGACGGGGACAGGCCCAAGAUCCUGAUGGACAGCCCCGAGGACGCCGACCUCUUCCACUCCGAGGAAAUCAAGGCUCCAGAGAAGGAGGAAUUCCUGGCCUGGCAGCAUGAUCUGGAAGUGAAUGAUAAAGCUCCCGCCCAGGCUCGGCCAACUGUAUUUCGAUGGACAGGAGGUGGAAAGGAAGUUUACUUAUCUGGGUCCUUCAACAACUGGAGUAAACUUCCCCUCACAAGAAGCCACAAUAAUUUUGUAGCCAUCCUGGAUCUGCCGGAAGGAGAGCAUCAGUACAAGUUCUUUGUGGAUGGUCAGUGGACACACGACCCUUCUGAGCCAAUAGUAACCAGCCAGCUUGGCACAGUUAACAACAUCAUUCAAGUGAAGAAAACUGACUUUGAAGUAUUUGAUGCUUUAAUGGUGGAUUCCCAAAAGUGCUCCGAUGUGUCUGAGCUGUCCAGUUCCCCCCCAGGACCCUACCAUCAGGAGCCCUACGUCUGUAAACCAGAAGAGCGGUUUAAAGCACCACCUAUUCUCCCUCCACACCUGCUCCAGGUCAUCCUGAACAAGGACACAGGGAUUUCUUGUGAUCCAGCAUUGCUCCCCGAGCCCAAUCACGUCAUGUUGAACCACCUCUACGCACUUUCUAUCAAGGAUGGAGUGAUGGUGCUCAGUGCAACUCACCGGUACAAGAAAAAAUAUGUCACCACUUUGUUAUAUAAGCCCAUAUGAAGAGCUGGGAGCCAACGGUGGGCCCCUGGAAACGGCUCACACCACCAGGCUCCACACAUGCAUGGUUCCCUUUCAAGGGAAGGGACUGUAAAUUUCUCAUUUCACACUCUUUAUAUGACAUUUCAUACCUGCCCUAGUCCUACCUGAAGGCUUGUCCAGGCACGGCAGCUCCUGAAGAGACUGGGUCUGUACCAGUCCUCUUAACACUGUGGCUGCAAGCUGCAGGGGUCUCCUCAAGGCCAAGAGAGGAGUGGGGCGCUGCAGAGGACCUGCAUCCACUGCUCCAAAGUGCAUGAGGCCAGUGUCAUUCUAAUCUACAUCUAAUCUACAUCCUCUCUACUGGCCUCACAUUCUUAAGCUCACCACUUUGCUAGUAAAAUAAUCUAUAAGCAGGGACUAAAGCCACACAAAAUCUCUAAUCAUCUGUGCAUUUAUAAGGACAGUGGCUUGUUCCUCUUGAGGCCUGGCUGUGAAGUACAGUGUUGGUCUUGCCUGUCCUUCAAAAUCAAAGCAAUAAAUUAUCUCCCAUUCUCUAACCCAGGGAGGUGUAAUUUCUGUAGAAAUUAGAAGCUAUCUGAUUUCCAGAUGAAGUUUUACAAUUGUUUCACACUUACGUACACAAGUACUGUUUUCCUAACCAGCGGCAGCUGGCUGUACAGCCUUAAGGCAAUUUUCAAGUCAGAAUAUAGAUCAUGUGAACUGUGCUCAGCAAUAAUCUGUUCUCAGAACAGACUUAUAAAUCCACUGCUGGAUUUCUCCAUUAAGCUGGAUGAUCCUGAAGACUGACCACUGUUGGCUGGAAGGUGUUCUGCUUUUUAUUCCAGUUGUAAGGAGGUGACUGUUGCCAUGAAAACUUUGGAGAAUUUUCCCAUUCUCCUAGUCGAUUACAGCCUGUGCCACCUUGUUCAGGACCUCUGCCCCUAGUUAGCAAAAAGGCUGCAGCAGUUGCUGUUGCACAUUCUGGAAGAAAUUUAGAACUUGACAGCACCCUUAUCCUUUUGAUCAAAGUGGACCUCUAUUACAUUUGGCUUGGUUUCCAGGGAAAUGUGCCACAGAUGUGGCCAUUAGCAUAGGUUCCUUCCCCCAUCAGCAGAAGCUAUCAUUAUACUCUUUGUUCCUGCUGGGAGAGGGAAGAACAAGCUCCCAGGUUUCCAGUAUUUAUUUGGUUAACCUGAGUUCAGGGUACUCUUUUUUUUUUUUGUAACUAUUUUCAAAACAAUGAAUUACUGUCACCAUGACGUACAAGUUUCAAUAAAGCUUUGUAAAGAUAAU
Molecule: messenger RNA, 2246 nt
Organism: Nycticebus coucang (slow loris)
Lineage: Eukaryota; Metazoa; Chordata; Mammalia; Primates; Lorisidae
Gene: PRKAB1
Product: protein kinase AMP-activated non-catalytic subunit beta 1
Exons: 8
Coding region: 162-974 (270 amino acids)
Biological process (GO): signal transduction
Cellular component (GO): nucleotide-activated protein kinase complex; nucleus; cytoplasm
Molecular function (GO): protein kinase binding
Source: RefSeq, a predicted model, not a curated record